CCAUUUUGGCGCAAGGGAUGUACUAAAUUGAGUUUAAUGAGAAAUAGUAGCAAAAAAUAACUCAAAAUACAAAAGUCGCUGAAAAUUAAUUAAUUUAACAACUUUUCUUGUAGCUAUCCCUUUCCAAUCAAUCCAUAAACAUGGGUGAGCAGCCAAUAUUUACAUGCCAAGCUCAUGUAUUUCAUAUCGAUCCAAAGACUAAGAGAACUUGGAUAACAGCUUCUACAAAAGCAAUUAGUGUUAGUUUCUUCUAUGAUUCGUCAAGAAAUUUAUAUAGGAUUAUUUCGGUGGAAGGAACUAAGGCUGUAAUAAAUUCAACAAUCACUCCAAACAUGACAUUCACGCAAACAUCGCAAAAAUUCGGUCAAUGGAGUGAUGUGCGAGCAAAUACAGUAUAUGGCUUAGGAUUUGCCAGUGAGGCGGAACUGGGGAAGUUUAUAGAGAAAUUUCAUGAAGUUAAAGAGGCUACUAAAAAUGCUAUGGCAAAAGCAAGUACAAAUGGCAGUUCAGCAGUCACGCCAGUAACUUCUGCCAAUGCAUCACCAAUAACAUCGAGAUCAUCGAUCACUCAGAAUGACAGUUUCGUAUCAGAUAUCGCGGAACCACCAAUGUCAGCAUCUGGCUCAAUCAAGAACGAAAGUCCGCAACAUUCAAUUACUGCAAAUAAUAAUAAUACCAUAACUAAUGAUCAUAAAACGGUAUCGAGUAAUUCGUCUACCGAAGGCGGUGCUGCAAAUUCAGAUCAACAAAUGAAAUAUGAAAAUGAACGUUUAAAAUUGGCUUUGGCACAGAGUUCUGCGAACGCUAAGAAAUGGGAAAUUGAAUUAUCAACCUUAAAAAGUAAUAAUUUACGACUUACUAGUGCUUUACAGGUAAGUUCACACUAUUCAAACUAUACACGAUGUAUAAAUGGUAACGAUAAUGUGAUUUUGAAGGAAUCGACAGCAAAUGUUGAUGAAUGGAAACGCCAAUUACAUUCAUACAAGGAAGAAAAUCAGAGGCUGAAAGUGAGAGUACAGGAGCUUGAGAAUGCAAAGAGCGGAAGCUUAUCGAGCAGUGAAGCGUUGACAGAUGAUUUAAGACGAGAAAUAACGUUAUUAAAAAGUCGCAUUGAGGGUCUCGAGAAGGAACUGAUGAAUCAGGAAGCUGAAUUGAAAGCGACAAAAGUUAGCUUAAAGGAUAAAAAUAAUGAUCCAAUGAUUAAGAACUUAUCGGCAGUAUUUCAACAAUUUUCAAUACACUUAAGCGACUUGCAGAGCGUACAGAAAGAAAUGGAUAAAAUCUUUCAGUUACACAAGACGACUUGA
Molecule: messenger RNA, 1307 nt
Organism: Chironomus riparius
Lineage: Eukaryota; Metazoa; Arthropoda; Insecta; Diptera; Chironomidae
Source: the annotation of a GenBank genome assembly